ACUUUAUGACCCGGGAACUCGUUCCACCCGAGCCUGAGUUUCCACAAUAUAUAUUCCGCUGCUGUUAUGCACUAAUACACCAUCAACUUUCCUUUUCUCUCCGAGUCCUGUUAACCUGCUUUGAGCCUCUGGGCUCUUCGUCAGGUCCCUUUUAUCUACCCAAUCCUACACAUCACCUUGGGUUCAAUGUCGCCGAGACCGAUCCUGAAACAAUGUCCACAGUUUCCGUUCUCUGCACAUCCGACAGCUUCCCCACCCCGCCGUGUUCACUUCCCACCAACGCCAACUCUUACUUCUACGUAUGCUGCCCACUCAUCAGCUACGUAUGACCGCUCGCCUGUCUCAGUCUCUCCCAAUCACUGUGCGCUCCCUGGGCGUCAUGAGCGAGAAUUUGUCUGCAGUGAUGACAGUCGGUCAUAUCAAGUGGCCGAGAUAAAAGGAAGCUAUUUUCACCCUCGUGCCUACGAGGCGUGUGCCCCAGAGCCAUCAGUGUCUUAUGAACCUGACAGCUUGGUGACAUCACCACCUGAUACUGUGUUAAGCCGAAUAUCUGUCCGUCUCACGGCUGCGGACCCUAUGAUACCCUUUACACGACAUACACAAGAUGAGAUUGAUACCACAUUUAAAUCUUCGCAGCAUCCUUCGCAGGCGAAGGAAAAGCAGAGGAUGAAGAGAAGCUUGCGUAGAAAGGAACCGGAUCAUUUCGGUGGCGACUGUGUAGGGUUCGCACCGAUUUCUCUGGACUACAACAGCUGCCUAGGGGGGUUUUGAUCACACAUUUAUACCUUUAGCCGUUUACACACUGGAAUCGAUACCCUGAACUUUGUAAAACAUACCAUGUAGUCGAUACAUGUGACUGUACUCUGAUUUCAAACGCAAACGUGGCGGACCGGUGGGGCGCACCUUACACCAGGGCAUUCGUGGCUCCAAGGAUACAAAGGUC
Suillus plorans is the source of this 943-nucleotide messenger RNA. RefSeq lists its product as uncharacterized. Bases 187 to 771 code for a protein of 194 amino acids. The transcript has 2 exons. The record is from RefSeq and is a predicted model, not a curated record. Lineage: Eukaryota; Fungi; Basidiomycota; Agaricomycetes; Boletales; Suillaceae.